AUGUCUGCCCAGUUAAGAAAACGCGCAUCAACGCAGCCGAUCGAAGAGGCUGAUGGCAUUAUCCGCAAAAGAAGGCAUUCGAAUGGGAAUUCCGACUCCAAUGUUGUUGUGAAUGAUUACCUGGGUAAUACGUACGAGUCACCCUUACAACUUGCAUGUAAAAGUCCAGCCCCAUAUAGUGAUGAUGAAAUUGCGAUUGCAGAACGUAAUCGAGUUGAUUAUUCCAAAAAAAUAACUCUCGAAAUGGCUAGAAAUAAUACUGCUGGUCGUCCAGUACGUGUUUUUGCUGAUGGCAUCUAUGAUUUAUUUCAUUUUGGACAUGCCAAUCAAUUGAGACAAGCAAAGAAUGCAUUUCCAAAUGUGUAUCUGAUUGUUGGAGUUUGUGGUGAUGCAAGUACACAUAAAUAUAAGGGUAGAACUGUAACAUCGGAAGACGAACGUUAUGAAGCGGUUAGACAUUGCAGAUAUGUCGACGAAGUGUACAGAGAUACACCAUUCUACUGUACCGUUGAGUUCUUGAAGGAGCUUAAGAUUGAUUUCAUAGCGCACGAUGCGAUUCCCUAUUCAGCACCUGGUUCAGAAGAUCUCUAUGAGAAAUUUCGUCGUGAAGGAAUGUUUCUCGAAACGAAUCGCACUGAAGGGGUGUCGACAAGUGAUGUGGUUUGUCGCAUUAUCAGGGAUUAUGACAAAUAUGUUCGUCGCAAUUUACAACGAGGUUAUUCUGCUAAAGAACUCAAUGUUGGAUUCUUAGCUGCGAGACGAUAUCAGUUGCAAAAUCAAGUUGAUCAGUUGAAACAGAAGAGUCUGGAACUUAUACAUAACUGGAAAAACAAAUCGGAUGACUUCAUUAGAGGAUUCCUGGAGACUUUCCAUAAGGAUGGUGGAUUCAGCAGUAUGGGAAGCCGUCUAAGAGAGUUGGUAUCGAGAAGUCCAUCUCCAUCACUUGAAUAUGAAGAACAACCUGAAGAAGAUACUGUCGAUCAAGUCCAAACUUCCUCAUAA
Molecule: messenger RNA, 1002 nt
Organism: Anisakis simplex (herring worm)
Lineage: Eukaryota; Metazoa; Nematoda; Chromadorea; Rhabditida; Anisakidae
Source: the annotation of a GenBank genome assembly